Molecule: messenger RNA, 1384 nt
Organism: Mercurialis annua (annual mercury)
Lineage: Eukaryota; Viridiplantae; Streptophyta; Magnoliopsida; Malpighiales; Euphorbiaceae
Product: putative uridine kinase C227.14
Exons: 13
Coding region: 143-1078 (311 amino acids)
Cellular component (GO): cytoplasm
Molecular function (GO): kinase activity; ATP binding
Source: RefSeq, a predicted model, not a curated record
UAAAUUUUAAAUUACCGGUGCCCGUUCAUAACAGUAAUCCCAAUUCCUAACCCAAUUAAGCGCGAGUACGGAGAAGAAAAAUCCACUGUGCAAAACGAAAUUUCAGUUCAGUUUUUUGCUUCGACCGAUCGGUGAUUUAGCAAUGGAGGUCUCUUUUCUCUCAAGAGCCUAUCUCUCAUCUCCUUCGUCCACAGAUCUAUCUAUCUAUUCCUACAAAUUUUCUGAGUCAGUGCCGCUGCUAAAAAAUUCUAUAAGAAUACCUUCACGGCAUCAAUUUUUACCUUCAAUUUCACUGAAUAAAGCAUCUCCACUUUUCAGAGGAAACUCUAUCAAGGUCUUAUGCAGUCUAAAGAAAGAUAUUCCCAUAGUUGAGGCCAGUUCUAUGGAUGAGAUUUACGACGCUUUAGCAGAACGCAUUCUUCCUACAGCAGCAGCUGCAUACAAUCCUAAUAAGAAGCAUAUUGUAGGCUUGGCUGGUCCUCCUGGUUCUGGAAAGAGCACUAUAGCUUCUGAAGUAGUGCGGCGUGUAAACAAGUUAUGGCCUCAAAAAGCUUCUUCAUUUGAUUCUCAAGUUGAUCCUCCUGAUGUUGCUACAGUUCUUCCCAUGGAUGGUUUUCAUCUUUAUCGUUCUCAGCUUGAUGCAAUGGAGAAUCCAGAGGAAGCUCAUGCAAGACGGGGAGCUCCUUGGACAUUUGCUCCAAAUUUGCUGCUUCAACGUCUAAAGCAACUGCGAAAUGAGGGAUCAAUUUAUGUUCCAUCAUUUGAUCAUGGUGUUGGAGAUCCUGUUGAAGAUGAUAUCUUUGUGAGUCUUCAGCAUAAAGUUGUCAUAGUUGAGGGAAAUUAUCUAAUUAUGGGAGAAGGGGAAUGGAAUGAUGUAUCAUCUAUGUUUGAUGAGAAAUGGUUUGUUGAUGUUAACCUCGACACGGCAAUGGAACGAGUUUUGAAGCGACAUAUCUCAACAGGAAAGCCUCCGGAUGUUGCAAAAUGGCGGAUAGCGUACAAUGAUCGGCCAAAUGCCGAGCUUAUUAUCAAAUCAAAGAACAGAGCAGACCUAAUUAUCAAGUCUAUAAAUUUCUAAAAUCGUCCUACAAGCAUAGUGUACUGGAAAAAUAAGAUCGAGAGAUCAGCGAAUAUGGCAAUUUAUGUGUUAGCUAGAGCGUCAUUCUAUGCUUGGUGUCGACUGUCAACUACUGGAGUUCGGAAAUUUCGGCCUCUUUUGUGCAUUCCUUGUAUUUUGUUUCAUUUGGUUAAUAGAAAUAAUGUUACUAUCAAAAAUAAAAUAAAAUAUUUAUCUAGAAAUAAAAUCUACAAAAUUUUGUAGAAUUCAUUUGAAUCAAAUGUACCUAACAUAUUAAGAAGGGAAUUCGAGUUUUGUUCUGUUUCA